Messenger RNA from Protopolystoma xenopodis, 567 nucleotides. The record is from the annotation of a GenBank genome assembly. Lineage: Eukaryota; Metazoa; Platyhelminthes; Monogenea; Polystomatidea; Polystomatidae.
AAGUCUUCCUUCGAAUUCUUAGAAUAUCCUACUCCAUCGACGACUUGCUCUGGGCAGCAUGAUUCGGUGGCCAGUAAAGUCUCUUCCCCUCUAGAUUUUGUAUUUCGCUCUGACCGACCUUGCUCGCAACGUCGAAUCAACUCUGCAUCAUUACUUAGCCAAAACUUGUCUUCUUUUCGUGGUUCGGAUUGUGAUAUGCUACCACUUCAGCCACUCGGUAGUUUCAAAAGAAGUUGUACAUCUCAUACCGUGACUGAUGCUGAUGAUGGUGAUUGCACUGAGUUUUCCACGAUUUUAUCUCCCACUUCUCGAAAUGAACAGACGCCACUUCAUCGUACUUCUUUUAGCAUCAUUCGCACUCCACAGCAUUGUCUGGAAAAUCACUCUACACUCCUUGCUGGGUUACGACUUUCUGGCUCUGAUAUCGGCACCCCAAUCAUGGCGCCAUCUAAAACAUCAUUGCCCUUUCAACCACCCUGGGGCACUAAAGUAAUUCGGCCCAACUCAUCGUACUAUUUAAUUUAUUCAAAUUUCUUUUUUUUAAUCUUUUUCUUUGAACAUAUAUAA